This is a messenger RNA of Helicoverpa armigera (cotton bollworm), 1514 nucleotides long. RefSeq lists its product as uncharacterized. The coding region runs from base 387 to 1286 and encodes 299 amino acids. The transcript has 6 exons. The record is from RefSeq and is a predicted model, not a curated record. NCBI's taxonomy places the organism in Eukaryota, Metazoa, Arthropoda, Insecta, Lepidoptera, Noctuidae.
CUGGCGCUCGUGCCGGCAGCAGGCGUCAGGCGCUCACUCGCGCGCUGUCGGCCGUCGGCCCCGCACGUCGCACGCUGCACGUCACACUACGUACGAACACGUAAACUUUGCCGAACUUCCCAACUGAGGAAAAGUGCGCAGUGCCCCCGGACCUGAUUGGAUGCAAUUUUGUGCAAUUUAUUUCAUAGUGUGCUGUGACGUAGAAUAAAUUCUGUGAAUUCACAAAGUUUGAGGAAACUGUUUUAUGCUGAAUAGUUGGAUUUAUGCGUAACUUUACUUGGUAAUGGAUGAUUUUUGAGUAUUUUAUGGGGUGCACACGAUGAUGGCGGCGGGUGUCGCCGGCUGCGCUCGCGACUGUUCGCUGCAGUGACGUAGACGGCCGCACCAUGACAUCGGCGCGCGCGCACCUUAGCUUGCUGCUCUAUGUGGCCAUGCUGCUGGCUAGAGAAUACGGCGUGACAAGCUUGGAGCUACUGGAGCUACGCGUGCCGGCGCACGUGGCGCUGGGCACGCGCGCGUCGCUGUCGUGCCGCUGGGCGCUGGGCCCGGCCGACGUGCUCUACUCCGUCAAGUGGUACAAGGACGGCAAGGAGUUCUUCCGACACGUGCCGCGCGACCACGAGCCCAGGAGGAAGUUUCCGCUGCCUGGAGUGGAUGUUGAGAAAUCAAGUCCAAACGGUGCAAAUGUGACGCUGUACCCAGCGGUCCUGGAGACGGGAGGGCGGUACCGAUGCGAGGUGUCCGGAGAACGGCCUCUCUUCCCCACUGUGUCCGACCAUGGAGAUAUGGUCAUUGUUGCUCUUCCCGACCACGGCCCCACAAUCACGGGCUCCCGUCUUCGAUACCAGAUCGGGGACCGGGUCCAAGUGAACUGCACUUCAGGUCGUUCACGACCAGCGACCAGACUCAGCUGGUACAUAAACGGGGAACCAGCGCCCUCUAUCGCACUGGUACCUCCAACUCAUGAGAAGCAUGAAGAUGGGUUGGAGACCACGAGCCAAGCGCUCGACUUUAAAGUCAAGCCCAAGCAUUUUAGGAAAGGAGACUUAAAACUUAAGUGUCUAGCCACCAUAGCGACGGUCUACUGGAGGAGUAACGAGGAGAGCGUGCAGGGCGAGAGGGUGAAGGGCUACUCCCGGUCCAGGGAGCUCACAGAAGGUUCCAGAGCGGACAGGGUGCAAGCUGCGGGCAAACCGGGCAGUUCAGCGCCCGCCAUCACACUCGCGCCCUAUCUACUCCUGCUUAGUGCACUAAUACAAGUGACGCAAACCAAAUUGCGCUCGUAAAACUAUUAAAAACAAAACAAUUAGUGAAAAGUUUGGUAGCUAAAUAAAGUGAUGAAAUGUGCUAAAACUUUUAAAAUAAAAUGCUUGAUUCAAUACGACUACGAGACUUAGGCUUAUACGAAUGUAUCCAAUUUUGCAUGUCUGACUAAUGUAAGUAAUAAACUUAUAGAUUUACUUAUUUUAUAGGACAAUUGAAAAACUCUGUUUCGUGAUGAAAUGUGUGCCAUC